AUGAGGCGUGCUUUGGUCUUUUCUGGCCAAGGAUCUCAUCGUCAGGGCAUGUCUAUGGAGUACCUGCGCGUCCCUGCGGUUGCCCGACUCUGGGAACGAAUGAAGUGCAGGAUGGAGCAAAACUAUGGCAUCUCUCUUCAGGAGGUGAUUACAGAGAACCCACAAAAGAUACAUGUGCUCGAGGACGCACUGGACAUAAAUACACUUUGCCAGAGAAGUUGCUUAGAGGAUCGAAACGUGGCCGAAUCAUUUCCGCGUCGAAAGGUUGUGUCAUGUUCACAAGGUGGCGUCAUGUUGCGGACAUUUUUAACACAGCCGUGCAUGGUGGCGGCGCAGAUGAUGGCGCUAGAGUACCUUCGUGCAACACGUGGGUAUUCAGUCGAGGCCUCCUCCGUCAUUGCCGGUCACAGUCUUGGGGAGUUUUCAGCAUUGUGUGCGUUAGGUGUUUUUUCCCCAGAAGUUGCUGUUGAUCUUGUUUACAAGCGCGGAGUAUUUAUGGAAUACGCUCUUGAUCAGUUUUCUGCAAAUCGUGACAAUUAUGUGAUAUACGCCUGUAAUCCAGUGAGAGCAAAACUUUGCGAGGAUGACCCGGAUGUCGCAGUCGAUCAGUUCCACGUACUGGUAGAGCUUGUGGCUCGGGCCCUUUCCACUACGACCUCGUUCGUGGAGGUCGUCAAUUACAACAUCGAUCACGAGCAGUAUGUUGUUGCGGGAGAUCGGGUGGGGAUGUCGGCUCUUGGAAAGUGCCUUGACCCGCAGUUUCGAGCGAGCGUUUGUGGUCCAUCCUCUCCGCUUGACCACAUUGCCCGCACAGCGGUGUCGUCGGUGUGGCAGGACAAAAAGGAUGGCGUCACGAUGGACCCCAAUAAGGGACUCUCACCGGACUUUGUAACGUCGUCUGUAAAAAAAUACGGUGUACGCUCGACGUAUCGUCGCUUUAUGCGGGGUCCUGACGAUGGCUACACACCGUCACUUGAGGAACUAACGCAUCUGACACUUCAGGAGGAUGGUCGGAGUGGGCUGAAGAAAAAGUCGUGGUUUAUCCCUAUUCCUGUAAAUAUUCCGUUUCACAGUAGCCGGCUUCGUCGGGCAAUGGAUCUUUUCUUGCCUGUCGUUCGGGAUGCGAUGCCGGAAGAAGAUGUGCUGCGCUCCUUGUUGGGAUUGGCUCCAAAAUGCGUUACGGAGUCUCAUUCAUCUUCUUCCUCUUCAACAGGGGAGAGGCGGCCAGUGUGGCUGACGAACCUCACAGGUACUGCGUUUCGACCCAUGGACGCCGAAUUUCAGGGCCACGCGCUGGAGCUCCUGGGAUCGAUGAAUGUUGGCGAGAUCCGGCACCAUGGCCGCUACCAAACCGACAUGGUAGAGAAGGCCUUUAAAAAUGGAGUGGAACGCAAUAGCGUACGUGAAAUGUGUGCAGCCGUGCUUGCUGCCCAAAUGGCGCAUCCUGUGCAGUGGAUUGACCUCAUGGAUGCCACCGUCAUUGACGAAGGCGUACGCGAGGUACAUGAAAUUGCACCAGUGCGAACGAUAGCUGACAUGUUUAAGCGGACCAUAUUUCGAGAACCGGGUCAGGGCGGAGCUGCAUUGGACGUUGUGGCUUGUUGCCUCCCCUCCUAG
This is a messenger RNA of Trypanosoma rangeli, 1617 nucleotides long. Its product is annotated as acyl transferase-like protein. Lineage: Eukaryota; Euglenozoa; Kinetoplastea; Trypanosomatida; Trypanosomatidae. Gene Ontology annotation, biological process: fatty acid biosynthetic process. The record is from RefSeq and is a predicted model, not a curated record. Gene Ontology annotation, molecular function: [acyl-carrier-protein] S-malonyltransferase activity; fatty acid synthase activity. The coding region runs from base 1 to 1617 and encodes 538 amino acids. Gene Ontology annotation, cellular component: fatty acid synthase complex. The transcript has a single exon.